This is a messenger RNA of Physeter macrocephalus (sperm whale), 3455 nucleotides long. It is a transcript of the gene MXI1, whose product is annotated as MAX interactor 1, dimerization protein. Gene Ontology annotation, molecular function: DNA-binding transcription factor activity, RNA polymerase II-specific; protein dimerization activity; RNA polymerase II cis-regulatory region sequence-specific DNA binding. Bases 193 to 1068 code for a protein of 291 amino acids. The record is from RefSeq and is a predicted model, not a curated record. NCBI's taxonomy places the organism in Eukaryota, Metazoa, Chordata, Mammalia, Artiodactyla, Physeteridae. The transcript is spliced from 6 exons. Gene Ontology annotation, biological process: regulation of transcription by RNA polymerase II.
CACAGACCCACUGCGAGACGGACACACACUCACACUCAGACACACAACUGCACGCAGCGAGGCUCGGAAAGUCAGGUCGCCUCCUCGCCUCGGCGCCUUCGCUCCAGCCAGCCGGUUCUCCCCUGGGGCCCGGAGCUCGGCCGGGCCGCGCAGCCCCAAAACAGGACGAGCUCGGCGGACCCCGGUUCCUCCAUGGGCAAACGCGGGCGGCCGCGCAAGGAGGCGCGCUGCGAGGGUGCGGGGCUGGCCCCCGCCGCGCCCCCGGCCGUGACCGCGCCCCAGCCCCCGGCCCAGCCAGAGGAGCUCGCGGGGGCCAAGCUCAGGUGCCCCUUCUCGGACAUUUUCAACACCAGCGAGAACUCGAUGGAGAAGCACAUCAACACUUUUCUGCAGAACGUGCAGAUUCUGCUCGAGGCCGCCAGCUACCUGGAGCAGAUCGAGAAAGAAAACAAAAAGUGUGAACAUGGCUACGCCUCAGCGUUCCCCUCCAUGCCGAGCCCCCGGCUGCAGCAUUCAAAGCCCCCACGGAGGUUGAGCCGGGCACAGAAACACAGCAGCGGGAGCAGCAACACCAGCACUGCCAACAGGUCUACACACAAUGAGCUGGAAAAGAAUCGACGAGCUCAUCUUCGCCUGUGUUUAGAACGCUUAAAAGUUCUGAUUCCACUAGGACCAGAUUGCACCAGGCACACAACACUUGGUUUGCUCAACAAAGCCAAAGCACACAUCAAGAAACUUGAAGAAGCUGAAAGGAAGAGCCAGCACCAGCUAGAGAAUUUGGAACGAGAACAGAGAUUUUUAAAGCGGCGACUGGAACAGCUGCAGGGUCCUCAAGAGAUGGAACGAAUACGAAUGGACAGCAUUGGAUCAACUAUUUCUUCAGAUCGUUCUGAUUCAGAGCGAGAGGAGAUUGAAGUGGAUGUUGAAAGCACAGAGUUCUCCCAUGGAGAAGUGGACAAUAUCAGUACCACCAGCAUCAGUGACAUUGAUGACCACAGCAGCCUGCAGAGUAUUGGGAGUGACGAGGGUUACUCCAGUGCCAGUGUCAAACUUUCGUUCACUUCCUAGAACCCAGCAUGACAUAACAGUGCAGGGCAAGAUAUUCACUGGGCCAGUUCAAUCCAAACAAUCUCUUAAAUUGGGUUCAUGAUGCAGUCUCCUCUUUAAAGCUAAACAAAACUAUACUUGAAUGGAAGGGUCAGGAGACCUCUAUCUAAGCAAAUACUUAGCAAAAAGUGGAGCAGAGUCUCCUCAGCAGAACAAAUAUUCGUAAUAUUCAUAUCUGAAAAUCAGUUUCUAAUGGCAGCAGAAAACGUGUGUGAAAUUUUCUCGAUUUGAUUUAGUUGAUUUGAAAGAGGACAUUGGAGAGUCCAUCCUCUUUUUCUUUUCUAGUUUGCUCAUACUACAUUGAUUGAGUAGACACAUUUAAGGAUGGGAUUAUGAAUGCUUCUUGAGCUUUUUGGUCCUAAAAACAAAAAUCAAACCUAUAGUAAUGACAAGACAAGAUAAUCAGGCAUUAAUCUUGGAUAGCUAAAGAACUAUUAAAACUCAAGCCUGGGACAGCUUAUCAUGAAGCCUGUGGAUGAUCAAUUCUUUAAAAAAAAAAAAAAAAAAAAAAAAGCUCAUUUCAUGCUCUGCAAAAGGAGAGACUCCCAUGAAGCCUUUUGAAAGGGAUCAUCAUGCAGCUCAGCUUUCUGUUGGAUUCCAUGCUAAGCAAGCUAACCUUAUCCAGCAUUGUUAGCACUAGGGCACCCAACCGCCAGCUCUACAGUCAGCUGCCCUUAGGCCCUUGGGUCUGUGUGCAUGACACCCUCUACCACACAGGGCCUGAGUUCGGACCGAGGGGCCAGAAGGAAAAAGCUCCAUGUGCCUCUGUGUCUGCGUGGGCCAGAAGAGUUGUGCACACAGAUUAACAGGCCAAGGUCUGAGCCAUGGCAGCAUUUUUAUUUCAGAUUUUGAUAACUGUUUGUAUGUGUUGAAAACCAAAAUGACAUCUUUUUAAAGCUUGUCCAUAAAAAACAUAGACGUCUUUUAUAGUGAAAAACACAUGGGAAAAAAUCAUCUAUUUUGAUGCAGCAUUUGAUAAUGAUAAAACACCUCACACCUCACUCUUUAUAGUACACAAAAUGAAUGAGGUCUGGGCUAAGUAGAAAAAAGGUCAAUGCUGUUUUUGUUUUCUUUUAGGAUCAUUACCUUUUACCAUCUUUUAACCAUCUGAUAUCUAUAGUAGACGUACUAUCAUAGUUAACAUAGUUAAGUUCGGCACUUGUCUCAUUUUAACGUAAAGAUUUGCUUCCGUUCUCCUGCAGGCAGUCUCUGUCCCUCCCAGUCCCGUUGUGCAGGUGCUAUUGUUGCUCUUGUCAAUAUUUUCAGAAAUGUUAUUUUCAGUGAAAUUCUAGCCUGCACUUUGAUGUUGUGUGUUCCCUUUUUGUGUUUCAAACUCCCAGGUUCUCCCCUGGCCCUCUCCCUUACCCCAGGAAGCCUUGGAGACCUUACCCUGGCUCUUUGGACUUUGUAUACUUUAAAUAAUUUAACUACCCUUAAUUACUUAAAAAAAAAAAAGCUUUAUGAUUUUCAUAACUUAUUGCCGAUUUUAAUGGGUUAAUUUCAGUCCUGUAGUUUUAUUUUGUUUAGAUAGGGCUGGGCAAGGAAAAAGAAAAUAAAGACAACCAUAUUUAGCAGUGCAGUUGAGUUGUGUGUGUAAUGUUAGACCAUCUUUUGUAAGUAGCACUUUUAACAGCUCUCACUGCUUCUAUAUAUGAAGUGAACCAUCUUGGUCAUACACAAGGCCUCAUCAUAUACUUACGUGUUCUUGUGCUCUUCCCGUGCCUCCAAAAAUAUUUUGUCCUUGAUUGUGGUAUGUUUGACUGGAAGAAAUUCUUUGAAGUAGAUGUGUGAAAAACUGCAUGCCUUUAGAAAGCCCAUUAUUAGAACUUGCUACUUCAGGUGCUGGGGACUUAAUGAAAAACAUGAUAAAAGAAACUCAUUUCUGUGGCCCAGGUAAAUUAUUUCUGGUUUCAUUUAUAAUUACUCCUGGCCAAGUCAAAAUGUUGCUCUGUAUGUUUGCUUAUUUUUGACUUUCCCAAGGGAGACAGUUUGAAGACUCUGGUAACUACCAUGGAAAAUAAAUGGAAGCCAGUGACAGAGCUUCCAUUUUGUAAUUCCCAUGGCAUUCUCUUGCAUCACUUGCCGAGGGCUGGAAUUCGGGACUUCAUUUAGGUGAACUUGAGGUGCUGCAAUUUUGUUGUAUAUGUACAGGAUGGUGGGCUGGGAAGCCUUUGUCACGAACCUACAGUACCUAUUUCAACUGCCCCCUAAAUUACUCCUUCCCUGAAUUUGUUUUCCUUGGGGGAGGGGGAUGGAGUGUAUGAUGAAUAAGUAUUAAUUUUUUUUAAAGACAAAUGGACUUUGAAGAUACAAAAAGUUAACUGCAAGAAAUAAAAAUUGUGAAUGAA